This is a messenger RNA of Hibiscus syriacus, 462 nucleotides long. Its product is annotated as phosphatidylinositol/phosphatidylcholine transfer protein SFH3-like. The record is from RefSeq and is a predicted model, not a curated record. Bases 1 to 462 code for a protein of 153 amino acids. Lineage: Eukaryota; Viridiplantae; Streptophyta; Magnoliopsida; Malvales; Malvaceae. The transcript has 4 exons.
AUGGAUGACCUGAUUCCAAAUUUUGAGGCAAUGCUGGAUGAUCCAGGUUCUAAUUCGAAGAGGGUUCAAAACGGUAAGGCCAUGUGCACAAGGAGAAAUACAUCAGGCGUUGAGGACAAAGCAUGCCUACAGACGAGUGAUUCCUUCAAUGCCGAAAAAUCAGUUACAGGGACAACUGAACGGCUUGCAGAGAAUGCUCCUUUAUAUCAUGUUGCUGAAUCUCUCAUUGAUAAAAACUGCUCGGAUUCCCUUGCCCAUGUCAAUGUCAUUCCAGUGCUUGGCAAGAACAUGGAUCCUUCAUGGCCUAAACCAAAGGCAGAAGAAAGCUUUGCCAUUUCCAAUGGUAAUGGGAAGGUUAAUAAAAGAAUGAGCAACCAGGUUUUCGGAGGAAUCAUGGCAUUCAUAACGGGAACCAUAACCAUGAUUCGCUUGACCCGAAACAUGCAGUAUUGUAAUGUUUGA